AUGGCCCUUCUGCCCAAGGUGAAAUUCAUAGUUAGCCCAGAGCACCCUCAGAGCUCUACUGGAGCCAUGGGUGAUGCUGGCUUGCAGAUUGGUGAGCCUGAGCUACAGCCUCAGACCAUUCGGCAGACUCUUCAAAAGACCCUGCAGCAUUUUGAGCAUCAAGUUAUAGGUUACAGAGAUGCAGAGAAGAAUUUUCACAAUAUAUCAAACAGAUGCUCCUAUACAGACUGCUCUGGCAGUGAAGAAACUGAGGAUGUCUCAGGAAUUCUCCAGUGUACAGCUAAUGUACUUGGUCUGAAGUUUGAGGAAAUGCAAGAAAAAUUUGGGGAGGAAUUCUUCAAUAUCUGCUUUGACGAGAAUGAAAGAGUUCUUCGAGCUGUAGGUGGGACCCUUCAAGACUUCUUCAAUGGCUUUGAUGCUUUGCUGGAGCAUAUUAGAACUUCAUUUGGAAGACAGGCCACCCUGGAAUCUCCUUCUUUCCUAUGCAAAGAACUCCCUGAAGGCAAUCUCAUGCUUCAUUAUUUUCACCCACAUCAGAUUGUGGGAUUUGCAAUGACAGGAAUGAUAAAAGCAGCAGCAAAGAAGAUUUACCGCUUGGAAGUAGAAGUAGAGCAGGUCACAAAUGAUAAGUUGUGUUCAGAGGGGACAAACCCAGGUAACUGCAGUUGUUUGACUUUCCUUAUCAAAGAACAUGAAAAUGCAAAUACCACAAAAGCACUUCCACCAGGAACUUCCCAGUCCCCCUUAGACCUGAGGAUUAGUAUCAGCACCUUCUGCAGAGCUUUCCCCUUUCACCUGAUGUUUGAUCCAAACAUGCUGGUUCUCCAGCUUGGAGAAGGUCUUAGGAAGCAGCUCAGAUGUGACACUCAUAAAACCCUGAAAUUCCAAGACUGCUUUGACAUAGUCUCUCCUAAAAUCAGUGCCACAUUUGAACGAGUUCUCCUGAGGUUAUCUACACCCUUUGUCAUUCGGACCAAACUUGAGGAUUCUGACUCUGAAAGUAAAGAUAAGGUGAUGGAGAUUAAGGGACAAAUGAUUCAUGUGCCAGAAUCAAACUCGAUACUGUUCCUGGGCUCCCCCUGUGUGGACAAGCUGGAUGAGCUGAUGGGCCGGGGUCUCCAUCUUUCAGACAUUCCUAUCCAUGAUGCUACUCGUGAUGUCAUAUUGGUUGGGGAGCAAGCAAAGGCACAGGAUGGCUUGAAAAAACGAAUGGAUAAGCUGAAGGCAACGCUAGAAUGUACACACCAAGCCCUGGAAGAGGAGAAGAAGAAGACAGUAGAUCUCCUUAUUUCUAUUUUCCCUGAAGAGGUGGCUCAGCAGCUGUGGCAGGGGCAGCAGGUGCAGGCCAGGAAGUUUGACGAUGUCACCAUGCUCUUCUCGGACAUUGUUGGCUUCACUGCCAUCUGUGCUCAGUGCACGCCCAUGCAGGUCAUCAGCAUGCUCAACGAGCUCUACACCCGCUUCGACCACCAGUGUGGAUUCCUCGACAUCUACAAGGUGGAAACGAUAGGUGAUGCGUACUGCGUUGCAGCAGGGCUCCAUAAGAAAAGCCUUAGCCAUGCCAAAGCCAUUGCCCUGAUGGCACUGAAGAUGAUGGAGCUUUCAGAAGAGGUUCUUACUCCUGAUGGAAGCCCUAUUAAGAUGAGGAUAGGCAUUCACUCAGGUUCAGUGCUGGCUGGUGUUGUUGGAGUGAGAAUGCCACGCUAUUGUCUCUUUGGGAACAACGUCACCCUCGCAAGCAAGUUCGAGUCAGGAAGUCACCCACGCCGCAUCAAUGUCAGCCCCACCACAUACCAGCUUUUGAAAAAGGAAGAAAAUUUUGUUUUUAUCCCUCGUUCCCGUGAAGAGCUUCCAGAAAACUUUCCGAAGGAAAUACCUGGGAUCUGUUACUUCCUGGAGGUCAGGAGUGGUCAGAAGCCGCCCAAACCUUCCAUCACAUCUGCCAGAGUGAGAAAGGUGUCCUACAACAUUGGCACCAUGUUCCUCCGGGAGACCAGCCUAUGAGCCUGCUGCAGAUCAAAGACUCGUCUAAAAAGCACAAGCCCAGAACUGGGUCAUGGCAGGGGAGUUGGAGGUUCUUGGUGUUGCACUGCCUUCUUCUCAACAGGCAGUAAAAUGUAAUGUCAGGCAAUAAUCAUUUCAAAAAGGUGGGUAACUGCUGUCAGUAAACAAAGUGGAGGUAGGGAAAAAGUAUUAAACACUGUAUUUCCACUUCCAGAGGAAUUGCUUUCAUAAACUUCAGUCUGGCCCCUCUAUGGCAAACAAAACAACAAAACAAAACCCCAACGCUCAGAUUGGAGGUUGGUCUUGUUUUGUGCAGAAAGGAUGAUGGUUCUCUGUGGAUUUGCACCAGCUAAGCAGAAUUGAGAGUCAGUUCUGAUUAUGCAUUCCUGUAUUUAA
Molecule: messenger RNA, 2400 nt
Organism: Ficedula albicollis (Collared flycatcher)
Lineage: Eukaryota; Metazoa; Chordata; Aves; Passeriformes; Muscicapidae
Gene: GUCY1A2
Product: guanylate cyclase 1, soluble, alpha 2
Exons: 8
Coding region: 1-2004 (667 amino acids)
Biological process (GO): cGMP biosynthetic process; response to oxygen levels
Cellular component (GO): guanylate cyclase complex, soluble
Molecular function (GO): 2 iron, 2 sulfur cluster binding; guanylate cyclase activity; heme binding
Source: RefSeq, a predicted model, not a curated record